Messenger RNA from Symbiodinium sp. CCMP2592, 1419 nucleotides. NCBI's taxonomy places the organism in Eukaryota, Dinophyceae, Suessiales, Symbiodiniaceae. The record is from the annotation of a GenBank genome assembly.
AUGCUUCCCCAGCCUUUCACAGGACGCGGCUCACCGCGUGCUGCUGUUCGAAGGGGUUCUUCUUGCCGCUGGCGUUUUGUUUUAGAUCGCUGUGCGCGGCUCCAGAAGGCAGGUAGACGUCAAGCUAGUGGAGGUAGUGGUUGCGUCAAGCGGAGCAUGGCAGCCCAGCUGGCUGUAGACGUCUUCGAACAGGAGCGCAGACGCUUGGAGCUUGCGGCCGUGGAGCUGAGACAGAGCCUGGCCGAAAAGGACGUGCAGUUGACCGAAAGAUGUUCGGAAGCUGCACUGGAAGAAGCCAAAGUCCUUCAAAGCCGGUAUGCCUCAGAGAUGAAAGAAAGAAAGGCGCAGGCUGAUGAACUGCAGCAGCGGCUGCAGAUCCUCGGUGCAAGCGUUCAGCGACAGGCUGAGGAGAUGAAAGGAAUGGAGGAGGAGUUGCAAGAAGCAGAGGACUAUGAGAGCGACUGUCUGCGCAGACAGGUCCAACGGCAGGAGUUGCAAAGUCGCUCUGAGAAGAUCCAGGCGGAAGAUGGCCGACUUGUGAGCCGCUUGCGCUCGGAGAUCCGGCUUGCGGACAGCAGGACAUCGGAGUUGCAGCUCGAGCUUCGCGAAACCACGGAUCAUACCCAGAAGGAGCUCACGGCUACCAAUGAUGCGAGAGAUGGCAUGACGAUCCAAGAACAGAUUGCUGCCGAUUUGAAGGGUCAGCUCUGUGAAAGCCAAGAGACCGUAGCAGGCCUUGAGGAAUCAGUCCAAGCAGUGCAAUCCCUAUGCUUAGAGACAGAGGAGCGCAUCGAAGAGAUGCUGCAAGAUUCCACCAUUGAAGAUCAAGCUGUGCGAAAGGACGAAGACAACGAAGCUCAGGCAGAGCUCUUGGACGAGACCAGGAAGUUGGAUGAGACUCGCGACAAGGUCGAGCAAGUCCAGAAGCUGCAAAGUAUCGCUCAGUGUCUUGCAGCCGAACUGCGCAAGUCAGGCAGUCUUGUUUCCGACACUGCUUCAACAGCCCUACCUGUCACCCGCAGUGAGGUCUUGGAGGGACUUUUAUCGGAGGAGCAUGAGCUCCAGGCCGAGUUCUCCGCCUGCCGGCUUGAUGCAGGAAGGGUCGAGGUGCAGGUGAAGCACCUUGAGGAGGAGCUCGAGCAGGUUCGAAAUAAAGUUCAAGAAGACGAAGUCAGGACUGCCCAAGCGCAAGAGCGCCGAAGCCUGUCCAUCUGCGAGAGGCAGUCGGAGGAGCUGCGUGCCAGGCUGUCCAAGCUGCACUCCAAAGAUUCCUCGGCUGUUGUGGGCAGCGAGGAUGCUUUAAAGAAGAUCAUGCUCACACUCGAAGCAAAAGGGAGGCGACUUCUGCUACAGAAGCAAGCCUUUCUACCGACGGAGGCUGAGACGAGGAGGCCUUCGCAUCCGUAUGCCGACACCUGA